CCGAUGCACUGUAGGAGUAAAGAUAUCGAACCACUGCCAGUGACCAUUGGACGAGUCGCAAUACAUCGCUUCUCCGUAGUUGGACCACUAUCUGUUAGGACGUGUAUUCUUUUGACGGUACGCAGGACCGAAUAUGGGCCCUCAUAAUCUACUUAAAUAUUAUCGAUAAUAUCACACCAAUAAUCACGGCGCCUACAGCGCAAUGGAAAACCUCGACCUGAUAGGACACCGACGUCGCUGGCGUUCUGUCAUGUCUGCACCAUGUCAGGUUGAUAUGACAAUCGGCGAGCUUGCCAGGGCAGUUCUUCUGGGACCGUACACAAGCUCUAAUGCCACAACGACGCAGGCUGUCAGAGCAAGGUGGUAUAGACAAGCACCAGAGAAUACUCCACUCGGGGAAACUGGACCAUCUGUAUCAAGGUCAUUGGCUAGCCCUGUGCUAAUCGACGUGCUCCACAGGGACGGGAAAACAGUGCUGAAGGAUGGCUCGGUUAAUAUUCGGGACUGGUCAUCCCAUGGCUGGAAUCUGGAGUUCAAAGGCGGCGCGAAAUCCCCCUGUCGUCCAAACCGUGCUGUGAUUGUGAUUCGAGGAGAAUCCAACUACGUGGUCGAGACCAACGAUAGGAGGUCGAGGGCGUGUGGGUCAAGACGGAGGAAGGUCUGUAGGAGGCUGCGGCACUGGUCCACCGCGAAUAGAUUAAAUCCCAGGCUUAGUUUCCGGAUGCCAAAUGCCGUCUGCCGGGAGCCUGGGAAUUAUGCCGAAGAGCCAUAUCUUCCGUAGUCUUCUACAGGAAACAUCUCCACGGCUCAGUCCCCGACUGGUGGAGAAUGUAGAACAAUGUCGCUCAAGCAUGGUGAUUAAGGGGAUGCGCUGUUCCAGAGUCAGACAAGA
Messenger RNA from Aspergillus pseudonomiae, 892 nucleotides. RefSeq lists its product as uncharacterized. NCBI's taxonomy places the organism in Eukaryota, Fungi, Ascomycota, Eurotiomycetes, Eurotiales, Aspergillaceae. The record is from RefSeq and is a predicted model, not a curated record. The transcript has a single exon. The coding region runs from base 203 to 781 and encodes 192 amino acids.